Kwoniella botswanensis is the source of this 2553-nucleotide messenger RNA. RefSeq lists its product as uncharacterized. The transcript is spliced from 6 exons. Gene Ontology annotation, molecular function: protein binding; histone methyltransferase activity. Lineage: Eukaryota; Fungi; Basidiomycota; Tremellomycetes; Tremellales; Cryptococcaceae. The record is from RefSeq and is a predicted model, not a curated record. Gene Ontology annotation, cellular component: nucleus. The coding region runs from base 1 to 2553 and encodes 850 amino acids.
AUGGCACCUAUCAAACAACCAGACCUGAAGAAAAAGAAGAGAACGUUUUUCAAAUCCAGGUUGGAUAUACAGUUACCAAUAGUCAAAGAUGAUAAUACUGCGAAGAAGCAGGAGAAAGGGAAGGUGAUAGUACCAAUCAAGAAGAGUGAAGAGGUGGUCACGGCUUUGAGGAGUAACAAUCCAGAGGUGAAUACUCGUACCGGCAAAACAACUGGUGUGAAGGAUAGUGUUUAUAAGAAAGUUAAAGUAUAUACUUCAAAAGCGAAAUCGAAAGCUCAAGCGAUAGUUGGUAGGGGAACAAGGAGUAUUGUUAGGUCUAGUAAGAAUAGUGCCAUUGGGAUAAACAACAAACCGAUUCGUACGGUCUCGGUCUCAUCGAGGAUCACGAAGUCACUCACGAAAAUACCAAAAGCAAAAGCAACGCCUAAAGACAUGGAUAAGGACAAGAAAACGAAUGUGAUAGAAAUAACUAGAUCAGUGAAAGGCAAGGAGGAGGCUAUACCGAAGACUAAGACCAGUCCAAAGGUGGUGAAUACAACUAGGAGUAAGAGCUUUACACUUUCCAAACCUAUAAAUCAGAAGAAGAAACACAAAAUGGUUACCGCCAAAUCGAUCAAAGCUACAAAAGAGAUACUUUCUAAACGUAUAUUAUCGACCUAUAAAUCUAAAUCACAAACAUUAGCUGAAUCACAGAAACAGAAAGAGUCUCAGAUAGAAUUGGAGACAAGAGUCAAAAGUAGUACUGGUGGCAGUAAUAGUAAACCAUUGAAGAAGGAAUAUAUGACAGCUGGUUUCUAUUGUCAAGAUCCCCAUCCACCAUCUACGAAACAACUCCAUAACAAAAUAUUGUCAAUACGCAAAACCGAGAGUAAAAAUACCAAGAAUCAGAGUAAGAGUAAGAAGGUAGAUAUACCGGUUGGACGAAGUACGAGGAGUAAACAAGCUUCAUCCUCCACCACGACCAAGAAAACGAACGCUUCUGCUUUGAAGGACGAACAAAAGGUCUCUGUCUCUUUCCCACCGUUACCUUAUGAUCAUGGAUAUGAUCUCUUCUUCAACCAGGAGCACGAAUUUACAUUACCGUAUAAUAUCAUGAAAGAAAAGUUGGAUGGCAAAUUGGAUGGGAAGAAGAAACCUAUGGCUUAUUCGAAAAUAAGUAAGAACAUCUACCCGGAACGACAAAAGUACCAAACGGACUUUCAUGCGAUAUGCAAAUGUUCGCCAGAGUCGAAAUGUUCCGAUCAAUGUAUAAAUAGAUUGAUGAGUUAUCUCUGUGGGAAAGAUUGUCCUGCAGGUGAUGAAUGUACGAACAAGACCUUGAGGAAGAGGAAAGCGGCGAGCUAUAAGGUAGUCUAUACCGGUUCAAGAGGUUUCGGAAUCGUGCUUACUCAGGAUGUUAAAGAAGGUGAUUUCGUCAUGGAUUAUAGAGGCGAGGUAAUAACGAUGGACACCUUCAUGGAACGUAUACAAAAUGAGUACAAGGGGACUAAGAAUUUCUAUGCGUUAGCUUAUGACCAGGAUGAAGUUAUCGAUGCUGGGAUGAAAGGAAAUGACGCGAGAUUCAUCAAUCAUGGAUGCGCACCGAACCUCGAAGUGAGGAAGUUCGAGAUUGCAGGUGAUGGGCUGGAGGAAUACGAAGUCGGGAUGUGGGCUCUGAGGGAUAUCAAAGCGGGCGAAGAGCUCUUCUACGACUACAAUUUCGAAUCUUUCGGAGUUGCUGCCCAAUCCGACGAACUUCGUACCAAGUGUCAUUGUGGUGCUCCCAACUGUAUCGGUUUCCUGGGUAGGAAAGCGGGUGAGAAGACUGCUAAAGGAUUAGCAGCAGAGUUGGCCAACAAAGCGAAGACUCUUACCAUCAAGAAAUCUACUAAGAAGUCAUCCAAAGUCAGAAAGAAUACGAGUAUGGGUAUGACUUUACAAGGUGGUACCGCCGUGAUGGGGUUGAUGGAAGAUACUCCAUCUAUCAUAUCGGAUUCUGAACCGGUCUCUUCGCAAUCAAGUGUAACUCUCAAAACUCCCUCGGAGAGUUCAGUCGAUGUAGUUAUAGGUACAGUAUCUAGUGGGACUUCCACUGUAGACUCAUCCUCAAAGACAAGUGGCAAAAAGAGGAAAAGUGAAGUGUCGACUACAGAUGUUGAUAGUAAUAUUAUCGCAAAGAAGAAAAGUAGGAAAUCUGAACCUGCCCCUGUACCAUCCAUCACAGCGAAGAAGGCGAAACCACGCAAAUCUGAACCUAUACCUGCACUUGAAGCUUCACCUUCAAACGUAUCGACUUCUCCAACGCAAACGAAAACGAAAAAGUACAAACCAAGAAAAUCCGAACCUAUACUUCCAUCUCAAGGGAAAAUACUCAAUCCACGAAUCAGUAUGGCCGAAGUUCGAGAAGCUGCCAGGAUCAAGAAAGCGGAGAUUGUGAAAGCUAGAAGAGGAGCUCCGAAAGGAUGGGUCAUCCUGCCGCUUGGCACGAGUACGAGUACGAGUGUGGCUAAUAAUUCUGGCUCUGGAGGUAUGGGAGGGAGAAGGCCGCCGAGAGAUAGAUUGAGUCUGGGUUGA